GUGAAUGAAAAUGUGAAUUUCAGAGUGAAAUACAACAACUAUUCUUGGGCAGUAAUUCUUUCAGAUACCACUGGAGGGCGCUGUUACACUUACCACACUAAGAAUAGUUGCUCUAGCUUAUUACCACCCCCCUCGACCCCGCCCCGUACCACCACCACAAAAAAACGAAGCACACGAAAAGUAAAGUGCAUUUUCCCUUUUGCCCCAAGAGUACCCAAUCAUUUAACACUAAUCCCUUAAUCUCUACUUUUCAAAGUUUGUUAUUUAGGAUUAAUUUGAAAGAGGAAGACCCCUUGAUGAAGGUCAUCUUGCAUCGGGAGCCGCCGAGGUCGCGUGAAAGUCCCGCACCGGAAGCCACGUUUGCCUCUACACUACACGUAGAACGUACACUUGUAUGUUUAGCUUGAUGCGAAUUAUACAUCUAGUUUGUGUUCAGUUAUGACUUAUUGUGUCCCUUUGUUUUCUUUUCUUGUGUUCAAUUGUCUUUGAUGAUGUUCUAUUGUGUUCUACGUUCUCAUCUUUGAUGAUGUUCUAUUGUGUUCUACGUUCUCGUUUAUCCUGUUAUGUUCUCGUAGCAUUUUCUGAUGUCUUCUGUUGUUUUGUAUUGUGUUGCAGUCUUAUGUUCAAUGCAUUUCUGUUUUGGUCGAUUUAUUGUGUGCUAUUUAGUUCCAUUCUGUUGUAUUAUUUUAUUUUGUAUUGAGUGCUGAUGUCCAAAAAAUGUCCUAUAAAACAUUUCUAAAGAAUUUCCAAAGAACUAUAGAACUUUUAGGACCCAAGUCCUAUAGAAUUUAUAUAGAAAUUUUAUUGUUUUGUAGAAAUUCUAUAGAAAAUCACAGCCAAAGUUCUAUAGAACAAGAUUUUCUGUACACAUUCUAUAGAAUUUCUAUAGAAUUUUUUUAGCAGGCAGUGUUCUAUUGUGUCAUAAUGUGUUUUUUAAUGCUUCCUUGUGUUUUUUUUUUUCGUGUUCCAUUGUGUUGUACUUUAUUGUGUUCUAUUUUGUUGCUUUUCUGUACUAUUUUCAGUGUGUCAGGUUUAAACCCAACCGCUGGACUAAAUAUGCAAAUGAAGGGACAGAAGAGGUCUUCAAUUCGUCCUGUAUGUGGAGAAACUGGUUUGGCUGACCAGCUGCACCUCCCAAAACCCGUUCUGAGUCAGCCUUACCGGUGUCCCACCUUUUUAUUAGUUUCUGAGGACGAAAGAUCACAAGGUUACAAAUUCAAAUGGAGGAACAGAUGGCAAUACCGAUACAAAGACGAAUACUAAAACAUUUCUAACAAUGGCGUUGAGGAGUAUCUUCUUGGAAGUCAGCAAGGGGGGUGCGUCGCUCCUCAAGGUGUCGCUGGGUCACACUCCGGGUCACACAGCCGCUCGGAAGGGGAACAAUACCAAAAGAGAGCAAUAGAAAAGCAAGAAUAAUAAAAACAAUGGACACGGUGUUUUUUGUAUGUUGUACUGUUCUGUUGUGGUGUUUAAUGACAUUUUAUUUAUAAAUAUUGUGUAUUUUCUCUCUUUUGUUGUGUUGUUCCCGUUUGUACGGAAUGCCGCUGUCCUCUCUUGAGUUGUCGAGGGGUCAGGUGCGACACCUCGUCUGGCGUCAGGGGGUCCCAACGGCCUCUGUUGGGUCUUCUUAUCACCAAAGAGGACCCGUUUGAAUGAAUCAUUUUGCCCGUUUUUUAAGAUGAGGCUGGACCUUCUCGUCUUCACGGGGAGGAGGAGCAGGAGAACGCUUGCGACCUCCUGAAGCAUCAGCGACUUGUCCUCUCUCACAGCAGCUCUUCCUGUCGGCGGGCGGAGGAGGAAGAAGAUAAAGAUGACGAUGAAGAUGGCGUGUAACUCCUGCGUUGUUUUUCUUCUCCUUUGUCUUCCAGCAUGUCAGUCAGCGCACGGCCGCUACGCCCAGAAGCUCCUGGUUGACUUGUUUGCCAACUACACUAACGCCCUGCGCCCGGUGGCGGACACGGACCACGUCAUCAACGUGACGCUUCAGGUCACGCUGUCACAGAUCAUCGACAUGGACGAGAGGAACCAGAUUCUGACCACCUACCUGUGGGUGCGGCAGGUGUGGAUGGACGCCUUCCUGGCCUGGAAGAAGGACGACUACGACGGGCUAGACACCAUCCGCAUCCCCAGCAGCUACGUGUGGCGGCCCGAUAUCGUCCUAUACAACAGUGCCGACGACGAGUUUUCCAGCUCCAUGGAAACCAACGUGGUCCUGAGACACGACGGCCAGGUGAUGUGGGACCAGCCGGCAAUCACCAAGAGCUCGUGCUCCGUGGACGUGGCCUUCUUCCCCUUCGACGUCCAGCAGUGUCACCUCACGUUCGGCUCCUGGACUCACAACGGCAACCAGAUGGACUUGUUCAACGCGUUGGACAGCGCCGAUCUGGCAGACUUCAUCCCCAACGUGGAGUGGGAGAUCCUGGGAAUGCCUGCCAAGAAGAACGUGAUCCUUUAUGGCUGCUGCUCAGAUCCGUACCCGGACAUCACCUUCACCCUCCAUUUGAAGAGGAGGUCCUCCUUCUACAUCUUCAACCUGCUCCUUCCUUGCAUGAUGAUCUCCUUCCUGGCCCCGCUGGGAUUCUACCUGCCGGCCGACUCCGGCGAGAAGGUCUCGCUGGGCGUCACCGUCCUGCUGGCCCUGACCGUCUUCCAGCUGCUGGUUGCUGAGAGCAUGCCGCCCUCUGAGAGCGUCCCACUCAUCGGAAAGUACUACAUCGCCACCAUGACGAUGGUGACGGCGUCCACGGCGCUCACCAUUUUCAUCAUGAACAUCCACCACUGCGGCCCAGACGGACAACCCGUGCCGGCUUGGGCCGAACGCUUCAUCCUCAAAUAUUUGGCCCGCGUGUGCUUCGUUUACGAACCGACGGACGAGCGCUUCGGCGCGCCAUCCGCCAGUAAACGGCCGGAAUCCGACGGGAACAAGUGCAACGGCGAGCCGCCGUGCCUCGACAAGAGCGGCCGGAAGGAGGACACCUUCGGCACGCUGGACCACGUGGACGUGGGUGAAGAUACCACAGAGGGCGAGCGGUCGGGAGGAGGCGACGCGGAUAGCAGGAAGGAGGCGUGCGAUUGCCGUCAUCACCAAGGUCUGCGCAGGAACGUGGAGUACAUCGCCAACGCCUACCAGGACCAACGUGACGCCCAGCUGCGCGUGGGAGAAUGGAGGAAGCUCGCCAAGGUCAUGGAUCGCUUCUUCAUGUGGCUCUUCUUCAUCAUGGUCUUCAUCAUGAGCCUCCUGAUCCUGGGGAAGGCCGUCUGAUCGGCGCCGCGGCACCGGUACCUUGACUUUUGAGCGCCCCAACUUACCAGCUUUUCGAGCUUUGAGCCGUUUAUCAUUCGGAGGUUUUUGCUUUGCGUUGCGAGCCAAAAAUUGGAGUCACAAGCGAGUUUCAGAUACCCGCCGGAGUGAAGUGAAAAGGUGCUGUCAUCCCCUCACGCCUAGGCUGCAACUAGCGAUUAUUCUAACGAUGGAUUGAUUUGCCAAUUCCUUUUCUUUGACUAAUCGAAUUGCAUUAAAACAUUUCAAAUUUUCAUCCCUUUAUUAAAAAACAAGACUAUUUCAACUUGACUGAAGAAAAAGCACAAACAUAAAUUGAUUAUAAUUCAGUCAGUGGUUCGGUCCAUAGCAUGUCAGAAAAUGGGCAAAAAUGUUGAUCGUUGUCUUUUCAAAUGUUUUAUUUUGAUCCAGCAUGGUGAUAAUUAGUCAGUGCAAUUGAAUUGCGUUCUGGCCUUCGUCACAGAAGGAAUUCAACUCUUAAGUCAAGGUACCGCUGUACUCGCCAUCCGCCCACACCCCCGUCAACGUUAUUGCUUCGUGCCGUCGUCUGACAUUCUGGACCUUCACCGCUGCUCCGUGGCACCGUGGAGAGACCCGACCGCCGUGGCUCCAGCUGGGAUGCAGGACUCGUCUUCUUUCCAUUGGCACCAAAGUUGAGCAUCAAAAGCAAAUUGUGUGCGUGCGUGCCAAAUGUAUCAAGAAGUCACACGUCACAUUAAACAUGCGCCUUUACUUCC
Messenger RNA from Syngnathoides biaculeatus (alligator pipefish), 4017 nucleotides. Its product is annotated as neuronal acetylcholine receptor subunit alpha-10-like. NCBI's taxonomy places the organism in Eukaryota, Metazoa, Chordata, Actinopteri, Syngnathiformes, Syngnathidae. The transcript is spliced from 6 exons. The coding region runs from base 1811 to 3262 and encodes 483 amino acids. Gene Ontology annotation, cellular component: neuron projection; postsynaptic membrane; synapse. Gene Ontology annotation, biological process: chemical synaptic transmission; nervous system process; monoatomic ion transmembrane transport. Gene Ontology annotation, molecular function: acetylcholine-gated monoatomic cation-selective channel activity; transmembrane signaling receptor activity. The record is from RefSeq and is a predicted model, not a curated record.